AUGCUGCUCCUUUGUGUCUUGCUGAUUUUGGCGGCCUUCGCUGCAUCCUGCGACGCGUAUGCCCACGCGCCUAAUCAUGUUGAUGGCAUCGCGAUUAGCAAACUUCAACUUCUCUCCCACCGUGACCUGUCCACGCGCAACGACACCAACUCAAGCAGAACAUCUGGUGUGUACAAGCUCUCGGAUCUGUAUGACUCUACCAACUUCUUCGAUAAAUUCUCUUUCAUGGAGAGCCGUACGGGCACAGACGAAUACACCGAUGUUGACCCGACGCAUGGCUUUGUGCUUUACCAGAAUCGGUCCGAGGCCGAGCGCCUUGGCCUCGUGCAGACCUGGGGCGAUGUCGUGGGAAUCAUGGUAGACUACACCAAUGUGAUCGAGAAUCCACGAGGCUACGGGCGGAACAGUGUCAGGAUCGAGAGCACCGCGACUUACAACCACGGCCUGGUUAUUGCCGACUUCUCGCAUCUCCCAAAGGCCCAGUGUGGAACAUGGCCAGCCUUCUGGAUGUACGGACCGGGCUGGCCAAAGAGUGGAGAACUCGACAUCUACGAGCAAUGGAACGCGUACAAGUUCAACAGACAGACCCUCCACACAGACCACAACGCGACAGUCGGCAACUGCACCUACAACUCGACCAGUGCCCUCGGCUACCACAGCUUCGACAUGUCCAACUACAUGUACCGGGAAAGCUGCGACGUGUACGCGACAAACAAUGACGGCUGCUCCAGCUGGGACUAUGAGGGUCCAUAUGGGUCCUCGACUGGCGGCUUCUACGCUAUGGAGUGGACAAGCGAGUACAUCAGAAUGUGGACUUGGCACCCGGACCAAGUGCCGCUGGAUGUCAAGCAUGGAAAGCCUGAUCCGAAUACCUGGGGCCUCCCUGGUCUUUCUGUGGGCGGCUCGCUCUGUGACAUUGACAGGGCCUUUCAGAACCAGUCUAUCGUGCUCAAUGUUGACUUCUGUGGUGACACGGCCGGAUCAGGGAAGACAUCUGUCAACCCCGGUAUGAUCUCAUUUUGA
Molecule: messenger RNA, 1023 nt
Organism: Diaporthe amygdali
Lineage: Eukaryota; Fungi; Ascomycota; Sordariomycetes; Diaporthales; Diaporthaceae
Exons: 5
Coding region: 1-1023 (340 amino acids)
Biological process (GO): glucan catabolic process
Molecular function (GO): hydrolase activity, hydrolyzing O-glycosyl compounds
Source: RefSeq, a predicted model, not a curated record